UCUUGAUGGAGACGCAGUAACAGGACACCGCAGCCUGUUACCGGACAGCCUCACGAGCCUCACCCGAACCUGAGACUCUCGGUGUACCUGUCGGUGCUUCGUGUCGGUGCUUUGUGUCGGUGAUGGAGGCGCUGGAGGGCGGAGUAUGCGGAGUGAAGGUGAUGUGCCGCUUCAGGCCGCUAAACGAGGCGGAGCGGAGCCGCGGAGACAAAAGCAUCCCGAAAUUUAACGGAGAGGACACCGUGGUGGUGGCGGGGAAGCCAUAUGUGUUUGACCAGGUCUUCCCUACGAGCACUGAACAAGUUCAGGUGUAUGACACCUGUGCCAAGCAGAUCGUCAGAGAUGUAUUGGGAGGCUAUAAUGGUACCAUCUUUGCUUAUGGUCAGACAUCGUCAGGAAAGACUCACACGAUGGAGGGGAACCUUCAUGACCCUCAUCAGAUGGGGAUCAUCCCUCGUAUUUCCAGAGAUAUCUUUGACCACAUUUACUCCAUGGAUGAGAACCUGGAGUUCCAUAUCAAGGUGUCUUAUUUUGAAAUCUAUCUGGAUAAAAUUAGAGACCUUUUGGAUGUUUCAAAGACCAACUUGGCUGUUCAUGAAGAUAAGAACAGAGUUCCCUUUGUGAAGGGGUGUACAGAGCGGUUUGUCUCCAGUCCUGAAGAGGUGAUGGACGUUAUCGACGAAGGAAAAGCAAACAGACAUGUUGCUGUCACCAACAUGAACGAGCACAGCUCUCGCAGUCACAGCAUUUUUCUGAUCAACAUCAAGCAGGAGAACGUGGAGACAGAAAUGAAACUGUCAGGGAAGCUUUACCUGGUUGACCUGGCAGGCAGCGAGAAGGUGAGUAAAACGGGAGCAGAAGGUGCCGUGUUGGAUGAAGCAAAAAACAUCAACAAGUCUCUCUCUGCUCUGGGGAAUGUCAUUGCUGCCCUGAGUGAAGGAACGAAAACCCACGUCCCAUACAGAGACAGUAAGAUGACCCGAAUCCUGCAGGACUCUCUGGGUGGAAACUGUCGAACCACCAUCAUUAUCUGCUGCUCGCCAUCUGUUUACAAUGAGGCUGAAACUAAAUCCACGCUUAUGUUUGGACAGAGAGCUAAAACCAUAAAGAACACAGUAUCUGUGAACCUGGAGCUGACAGCUGAGGAGUGGAAGAAGAAGUAUGAGAAAGAAAAAGAGAAGAACAGGAGUCUGACCAUCAUGAUCCAGAAACUGGAGAAUGAACUGAAACGUUGGAGGAAAGGUGAGUCUGUGCCUGUGGAGGAACAGUUGAGCAACAGAAACAAGAAGAGCAGUAGUGAGACAACAGCAGUGACUGACGGCUUGGCUGUGGCCCCUGUCCCCCUGUCUGAGGAGGAAAAGGUGCAGUACGAGACUCUCAUCACCGACCUGUACCAGCAGCUGGACAACAAGGAUGACGAGAUCAACCAGCAGAGUCAGACGUCUGAGAAACUCAAACAGCAGAUGAUCGAUCAGGACGAGCUGCUGGCAGCCACCCGACAGGACUACGAGCGGCUGCAGGAGGAGCUGUGCCGCCUGCAAAGGGACAGCGAUUCAGCUAAAGAGGAGGUGAAGGAGGUGCUGCAGGCGCUGGAGGAGCUUGCCGUAAACUAUGACCAUAAGAGUCAGGAGGUGGAGAACAAGAACCGCUGCACUGAACAGCUGAACGAAGAGCUUGCAGAGAAAACUGUGAGUCUGGAGGUGGUUCAGAGGGAGUUGUCCUCUUUGCAGGAGAUCAGCUCUCAUCAUAAGAAAAGGUCAGCAGAGAUCCUCAGUCUGCUGCUCAGAGACCUCAGUGAGAUCGGCAGCAUCCUCGGGACCACCGAGCUCAAAGCUAUGACUGAGAUGAGUGGAGUGUUGGAGGAGGAGUUCACCUCUGCUCGACUCUACAUCAGUAAGAUGAAAUCUGAAGUCAAAUCCCUGGUAAACCGCACCAAACAGCUGGAGGUCAACCUGGCAGAGACCACCUGCAAGAUGGAAGACAACGAAAAGGAGCUGAGCACCUGCCAGCUGCUCGUCUCACAGCUCCAGGCAAAACUGGCGUCUCUGACAGAUGACCUGCAUAAAGUGGAGCAGAAGAAGAGGCAACUGGAGGAGAGUCAGGAUGCUCUGAUGGAGGAAGUUGCCAAGCUCCGAGCUCAAGGUCAAAUGCAUGAGCUGACAGUGAUGGACAAAGAGAAAGAACACAUGAGCAGACUGAAGGAUGUCGUGGAAAUGAAGAGAACAUUGGAGGAACAGAUGGAGAACCACAGAGAGGUUCAUCACAAACAGCUGAGUCGACUCAGAGAUGAGAUUGAACAGAAACAGAGAGAAUUCGACCGGCUCAAAGAUGUGAAUCAGGCUUUGCAGCUGGAAAACAGGAAGCUUCAGUCUGACUGUGACAAACUGAGAGCUGAGGAUCAGAACAAAGACCAGAAACUACAGAAACUCCAGUUCCUGAACGAGAAAAGAGAACAAGCCAAAGAGGACCUGAAGGGUUUGGAGGAGACGGUGGCUAAAGAGCUGCAGACUCUAAACAACCUCCGUAAACUCUUCAUUGAAGACAUCAGGGCUCGAAUCAAGAAUAGUUCAGAGAACAGUGAUGAGGCCGGGGGCAGUUUGGCUCAGAGACAGAGGAUCAUCUUCUUAGAAAACAACCUGGAGCAGCUCAGCAGGGUCCACAAACAGCUGGUUCGGGAUAACGCAGACCUUCGUUGUGAGCUGCCCAAACUGGAGAAGCGUCUUCGGGUUACAGCAGAACGAGUGAAAGCUCUGGAAACCACCCUGAGAAAUGCUAAAGAGUCGGCUGUGAGGGAUCGCAAACGCUACCAACAGGAAGUGGACCGCAUCAAAGAGGCCAUGCGGUCCAAGAACCUGUCCAGAAGAGGACAUUCAGCUCAGAUCGCCAAGCCAAUCAGAGCCGGGCAUCAGCACCAUCAGAAUCCAUCAUCCUCCCACACUAUCAGACCGGCCAUUAGAGGAGGGGGCAUGGUGUCCAGCCCACGGCAACACUCCCGACAGCAACCUCAGCAAACUCUCCACCAGAGCCACAGCAAGUAGGCUCCAGGUAGCAGAUGACUGGAUCGGUUUCUUUUUUGUGGAUCUUUGGACUCUCCUGUUUUCACCACUCUGCCUUUACUGGAACCAGACUCCACAAUAUUCCACUUUAACAGCCAUUCCACCUUAAGAAACAUUCCACCCAAACACAGGUGCUCUCUGACUGUUUUUGUCUUCUCUUUGUGUCUUUCAAAAAUUCUUCAAAGAAAUGAAUGCUUAGAAAAUUUAGCAUUUGGAUUUUUUUUUUUAAUUAAAGCAAAUCACUUUCUUUUUUUUGCCUUUUUAUCUUAGAAUAGUGUGACAGUGAAGAGCAGACAGGAAAAUAGGGAGCAAGAGUGGGGGAAGACAUGCAGCAAAGGCCGCGGGAUGGACUAGGACCCAGGCCCCUGACUUUCAGCCCUAAGGCAAAUGGUUGCCUGCUCAUCCCAUGAGCUGAUCUGGCACCCUGUAAAUGACAUUUUUUAAACAUUAAUUUUUUUUGGCCUUUGUUGUCUUUAUUGCAUAGCAUUGUGGAGAGAGUGUAGAGAAAGACACACAGCAAAGUGUUUUGAGUCACAGUUGAAAGAAGGCAACUGCAUAUGGUUGCCUGCUCAAUUUGUGAGCUAAACCAGAGCCCAUUAAAGUCACAUUUUUUAACAAAAUUCAGUUUUGAUUUAAAACUGAAAUUUAAAAUCUAAUUCUCAAACAAAUAUUUGCAGACCUCCAAUCAGAGUUUAUUCAGCCCUCUGAUUAAGAGACAACAGAUUUUCCACUGAGGUUCAGAAUCACUGGCUUUCCAAUAGAAAAAUAAAACAAGUCAGAAAGGAAAAAUGAAAUAAGAACUCAAAAUGACCUUUAAAAAAUGUUAUUGUCCAAAGUCAGAAACAUUGACACUAAAGUCAGAACAUAAAGAAACUUUAAUACAUUUCAUUUUAUGACAGUCACAAUUUAACAAAGAAAGAAAUGUAAAACAAAUGUAAUAUUAAUUCAAACUUAAUUUUCAUAAAUAUUACAAGUAUUAUCUCCUUAUAUAGUAUUAAUGAAACAAAUCAUGAAACAAUUUUACAGCAUUUUUAAAGACUUUACACUUAUUUGUUGAGUGUAUUAUGAAGAUAAGGACCUGAAGAGUUCCACUGGCUGAUUGCAAGCAGUAUGAAAAGUGAAACAUAAAGUAAAAA
Molecule: messenger RNA, 4192 nt
Organism: Archocentrus centrarchus (flier cichlid)
Lineage: Eukaryota; Metazoa; Chordata; Actinopteri; Cichliformes; Cichlidae
Product: kinesin heavy chain-like
Exons: 26
Coding region: 123-3038 (971 amino acids)
Biological process (GO): microtubule-based movement
Molecular function (GO): microtubule motor activity; ATP binding; microtubule binding
Source: RefSeq, a predicted model, not a curated record